Messenger RNA from Petromyzon marinus (sea lamprey), 4098 nucleotides. Its product is annotated as caspase-8. Gene Ontology annotation, biological process: proteolysis; regulation of apoptotic process. The record is from RefSeq and is a predicted model, not a curated record. Gene Ontology annotation, molecular function: protein binding; cysteine-type endopeptidase activity. Lineage: Eukaryota; Metazoa; Chordata; Hyperoartia; Petromyzontiformes; Petromyzontidae.
UGGCGGUGUUCGGGGGGGGGGGGGAAAGUUGGGGAGGCGGGCACGGAAGAGGGCUCGGAGACACCGCCUCCACCCUCCGGAGCCCCGUCACUUGGUUAGGCCGUUGCUCGUUAGGUGAGGUGAAGUCAAGUUGUGAAGAGAAGUUGUGAAGAGGUGGUGUUGAGGCUCUGUGUCUCGUCGUGGCCCAGCGGUGGCAGGAACAAAAAAUGACCUUAAAUUAUCGCAAGGUGCUGACCGCCAUUAAUGGUGAACUUGUCCAAAGGGACCUGCAAGGUUUGCGCUUUCUCUGCAAGGACAUGAUUUCAUCGUCAUUACUUGAGAAUGCUUCAGCCUUACAGAUAUUCGAUUUGCUGGAGAAGCGUGAUAAACUAAGCAAAAACGACACUACUCUGCUGGCGGAACUGCUGUACCACCUGCAACGCAAGGACCUGUUGAAGAAGUUCAACCUCGCCGAGAAUUUGCAACAAGAGCGGGGGUACAUAAGUGACUUCAGGCUCUUGCUUUACACGCUGGCCAACAAUUUAACAAUCACAAAUUACCAGGAGCUUGUGUUCUAUUUUGCAAUUCCUCGAUCAAGAUCACCAGACAACACAUGUGUCUUGCAGUGCGCAUUUGAACUGUUUGUGGAGCUAGAGAAACGGGCCACUAUUUGCUCCGAAAAUGUGUUGAAGCUGAAAGAAGGUUUGGAGUCCCUGCUGCGCAAUGACCUUGUCAAAAGAAUCGACAAAUAUACACAAAUUCAAGAGAAGUCGCGAGAACAACAAUCACACAGCCGUCUGACACCGUUUGGAUGCAAUGAACAGGCAUCUUGGCCAUAUCCCGGUCCCUACUUGCAAGAGAGCAUGGAUCCUUCGUCUGGUUAUGAGGGUGAGGAGUCAUCACGGAUGUCUCAGGAUGCUGUUCGUGAAGGACCACAAGACCUGAUUAUCCACCAAGUUUCACCGCCAGCACAAAGAGACCACAUGGAUGACCCAACAACUUUUUCCACGGAUCUUCCUGCCUAUCCAGUCAAAAAUAAUCCAAGGGGAAUCUGCCUUAUUAUAAACAAUGAAGAGUUUUCAUCUGAUUUCAAAACCAGCCCCAAACUAAAGAAACGGGAAGGAACGCAUAUUGAUGCAGAAAAACUUGAAAAGGUGUUUAAAUACUUGGGAUUUAAAAUACUGCUACAUAACAACCUGACUGUGGGCCAGAUGAUAGAAACCCUGAUGAGCUGCAGUAAAAUGAAUCACAAAAAUCACGAUGUCUUUGUUUGCUGCAUCCUGACACAUGGAGAGAUUAACUGUGUCUUUGGAUCAGAUGGAAAGUCCCUGUUGAUCACAGAGGUGACAUCCUACUUCAAUGGCUCAGCCUGCAAAUCUUUGUUGGGCAAACCCAAACUGUUUUUUAUCCAAGCUUGCCAGGGCCACGAAAAACAGUCUGAAUGCCACCUUGCUGCAGACGCUGACAUCGAUGCAGAUGGGCCUGUGAGUCCCAUUUCCUAUUCCAUACCAGAUGAGGCUGACAUUUUGCUAGGGAUGGCCACUGUGUCUGGAUAUCUGUCGUUUCGGCACCGAAGGGAAGGCUCGUGGUAUAUCCAGACCCUCUGCAACCUCCUGGAGCAAAAGUGUAAUGGGCAAAAUGACAUUCUGGCCAUUUUAACUGAUGUGAACAGAGUCGUCGCUGAAAAAACAGCUCGUAUGAAGAACCCAUACACACACAAAAGAGAAUCGACCAAGCAGAUGCCGCAGCCCAAAUUCAGCCUGCGCAUGAAACUGUUCUUAACCCCCCCCAAUGACGACCUUUCUGUCCAAGAUCACCACCCCCCGUCUGAAUCGAAUGCUGUGGACUGGAUAUCCUGACCAAGAAUAUGGCUUUCACAUUUCCCAUUUCUCAAAUAGUCUACAUAGCUCACAUGCUCACAGUAAUAGAAUGUUAAAUACCCUAACAAUAACUUAUUGUUGGACGAAAUCAUGGAUCUACUGUUGGGUCAAAGACAUGCAAAUUUGCAUCUUUAGUGUGGACUUUGCCACUCUCACCAGAUGCGCAUUUCAGCAUGGCUUAUGCUGACGGAGAUCUUUAAAUGAACCUGAUUGGUUCAUGGGACAAUUAGGUAACCCCCACUUAACCACCUCAUUUCACAAGUGCAUUUUUCCUCGUGACAUUUUUAUCUUGAUUCAUUAACUCAUUGAAAUGUGUGAGUUUUACAUGUGCAUGUACUCUCAUGUAUAUUUUUUAAAAUUAUGUUAAGGGUAUGGGUUUUCAUUUAUAUAUUGCUUAAAUACCACAAUCCCAGAGUGUGUUACAUGAAAACACAGUCCACCUAACCAUAAGGACAAUAAUGGCAAACGGCAGGGAAAAUGGACACAACAAGAUGAUGACUCGGAUUAAGGGGAAAACGAUAACACGAGCAAGCACAUUGGGGCACAAGAACCACUGCAAACCCGAGCAUCGGUAACAGUUCAGCAACACUCAUAGAAUAAUGUGCCUAGCCCAAUCUCCCGUACAGGCACCCUGCUUAAUCAACAACAUCCAUCCAACCACAACAGUCGCCACAGGGCAGAUCCCGCAGCUCCCAAAGGGGCCAGAACCCCCUCCUGGAAGAGUCCCAGCCAGGUCGCCACCACUCAAGACAUCAAAUCCCCGGAAGAGUCCCGCGCACUAUCAACCACGUACAGUAGUUGGAUUGUUUCAUGUAUCUUUGCUGUAUGUACGUAUGUUAAACUUUUUUUGCACCGCACCUAUCCAACCAUGCACAUCGGAGGUACGAGGGAAGGAUUUGAAACUGCAUAGCUCUAGUGGUCUCCAAAUAUCGGAAGAGCACUGCAUAUGGCCGCAGAAGCGCAUCUGAAAGCGUGCGAUGCAGUGACCGUCUUUGUUCGAUGGCCAGCGAGGGUGACUGGAGUUUGUGUGAUGGGUUUAUACUUCUUGACGAAAUCGGCAUGGUAUUGUGGUUCAUUUGUGGCAAGCACUUUAUAAAACCAGGUUCCCAUUGAAACAUGGAUUUUAUAUUUUACCUGUGCCAAAAUAAACCUAAACCAAUGGCUCGGGGAAAGAGUUUUCCGUGCUGCUAUAACGCAGUCUCAAUAGGCCUUGGUUGACCUCCCGGCCACUUAUAGCGCAAUAUUGCCACGUGACUUUUGGACUGCGACGUCAUACGCACUGCUGUGUGGACUGAUAAACACUUAGAUUAUGUAUAUUUUUAUAGUGCGAACUGUAUCUUGUGCUAUGAAGAUUAACACAAGCUGCCUGAAUUAAUAGCACAAACUUAGAAUUGAAUAUGAAAACAGUGGGACAUGUUGGUAGUGAGUGUGUUAACUACCAAGUCAGCUGGCACAUGAACACAAUAUCAAGUUCGCCAUCUGCGGUUAAAUAAUUAAAAUCCAUGAUCUUGAAACGAAAAUAAUCUCCCCUUGGGCGUACAUCUGCCAUGCUAUUUCAUUGUGCAUCUCACUGGCAUGAAUUGUGACAGUGGAAAGGCUCGAUGUAAAACCACAAAUAGAAGCCACCCAUUUGGAAGCAAGUGUUUUGGAGAGGCAGGAGCCUCCCGAAACGGCCAACUAGUAAGGGUUGUCACGUAAACAGAACAUGCCAAUUCGUCACUCGUACAGCACGCCGGUGUGUUGGAGAGCCAAGCCACAACAUUUACAAUCGGAGUACGACGUUUCGCCAGUAAUUACAACUAGUGAAUUGUCUUAUCUUUGCCAAACCGUGCUGAUAAAUAUCGGCUCCAUUCUGGAACGAGCUUGUGAUUUUUAUACAGCGAUUGACAAAUAUUACAUGUAGCCAGUUACGAGUAGUAUGCGUGGUAAUGUUUAAACGGAAAACAAAUUUCAGAUCAAUCUCAGGCUUAAUACUUUGCAAUGAGCAAGGACGAACUGUACAGCGAUGUGUGUACUCGUGUCCCCAAAGAGAAUCACAACCAGCCUUAAUCGAUUUAUUUUGUCCUUAGCGACAGUUUGUGGAAUUUAAUAUAAUGCGACCUUUUAAAGAUAGCUUUUAUACCUAAUGUGAUCAAAUAGAUACCUUUUGAAAUUAAACAUGUUAAAAACGUAAUAAUUAUAAAAAGGUGUAUUUUGGAACAUGAAAUUAAACAAUGCAUGGCGAUGUUCGCGAUAGUUA